AUGGCAGCACUUUACGAAGCAAGCGGACGCAUGUUCUUUGGCAUCACCGGCCACGCAUCCAUCACGAUUGACCUUCCAUCGGGCAGCACCCAGGCGAAAAUUGAUGCUGCCGAGCACGAGGUGGAUGAAGCUUUCGGAAAGGCGUGGUUAUCGCUGCGCUACGACCAUCCCACCCUGGCAGCUAGAGUGACCCAUGAUACUUCUAGACAAGAGUGGACCAAAUCGUACUCGCAGCUCAAAAGCGAUGUUGAGCAGCAGAGGUGGCUGGAAGAGACACUUGUUCCCAUUACGACCGGCCAAACAGGUGCAGAAUUUGCCAACUCCGACCCUCCUGCACCAAAGCUACCGACACUCUUCGUCCUUCAGCUUCCUUCUAUCACGAGCAAAGAUGCUUCAAUAUCCAUCCGUCGCGAUAUCGUUUUGCGCUCUCCACACGACAUAGUUGAUGGAAUAGGCACAUUGCUCGUACUAAAUAAUUUUAUUGUCCACGCAUCGAGAGCUUACGAUGGUGGCUGCUGCUACACAGUCCCAGCACUUGACGGAUCAGAGACAGCAAAUCUCAGCCCCCCAUACCGCGUUGCAGCUGCUGUUCCCCCCGAGCUAUCCACGUCCCAAAGGGAGAGGCCAGAGAAAAUAUCCUCGGAAAAACUAGCGCUGGUGGCAUCGACUUCACAGGACAUCGAAAUCCUUUCACUCCCGUACACAGCCGGGGCGCUUCUUCCUGGCCGCCAUCAGCGAGCAGCUCUGGUAUUUGAUAGAGACGAGACAUCUCGCCUGCUGGCCUCGUGCAAGGCAGUCACUACCACACCUACUCAUAUGUUCCACGCCGCAGCUGCGAUGGUUGCGCGAGAUUUGUACUUGCAAAAGAAAGCAGCACCUAUAACGGCGAAACGCGUGCGAUACAUCAGCUACAUCUUGCGCAACGAGCGUGCCGUGUGUAAGGAGCCUUACAGCACAACUAAGCACCCAGCAGCCCUGUACCACUCCGUUUCCGGCCAGAGCCUCGUGAUCGACAUGGACCCACGGCUUCUUGCUGGCUCUGACAAAACUAGCCGCAAGGAAGAAUUCCGGUCCAUUGUGGAGACAGUCAAGGCAUUCUACCAAGAAGUGCGCAACGAUAGGGAGCACUAUGCUCUCUGCCCGGCUAUGUGGGCUGCUGGCACGCCGAGCUUGCCGAACACUCCAAGGCCGUUUCCAGUCCCUCCACCAAAGAAGCACGCUUCCGUAUCCCUUUCCAGUAUGGGCCUUGUGGAUUCAAUGGUGGCCUCUAGGAUUGGAGCUUUUCGUGUCCGUAAUCCAUGGGUUACGGGCGAGGAGCUCGGGAAUGGUCUCGGCCUGUUCCUUGGCACGUUCGGCGGAGACUCGUUCUUACGAAUCAAGAAAGUAUACACAGAAGAAGAUUAG
Messenger RNA from Diaporthe amygdali, 1404 nucleotides. RefSeq lists its product as uncharacterized. Lineage: Eukaryota; Fungi; Ascomycota; Sordariomycetes; Diaporthales; Diaporthaceae. The coding region runs from base 1 to 1404 and encodes 467 amino acids. The record is from RefSeq and is a predicted model, not a curated record. The transcript is spliced from 2 exons.